This is a messenger RNA of Porites evermanni, 966 nucleotides long. The record is from the annotation of a GenBank genome assembly. Lineage: Eukaryota; Metazoa; Cnidaria; Anthozoa; Scleractinia; Poritidae.
AUGUCCGAUGCUCUGCUAUCCAGUAAUUCAAGCGGCACAACCAGAAAGUUCUCCAUAGCCUUGGAAACACUGUAUUGCGUGUUUUUUAUCGUUGGAAUCAUCGAAAAUGCCCUUGUAUUCCAUAGAAUCAGAAAAACGAAACCAAGACGCAAAUUGACAACAAACCAACUACUGAUGCUUCAUUUGGUGGUGGUGGAUAUUUUGAUUUUAAUGACGUUGACACCAGCAGUUUUGUACUCAGCAGUUGACAUCACGCACACGUCCUUUAUUACAUGCCGGAUAAUGCUUCCAAUGGUCAUGUUUUAUCCAUACAUACGAGUGUUUUCCCAGGUUAUUAUCGCUUUGGAAAGAAGGCGCUCAGUGGUGACACCCCUUCACCCUCGCUUCACUACAACAGCAAUCGUAAGUAUGUUGUGCCUGUGCUGGUUGCUUUCAGCGGUUUUUACAGCACCCAUUGUCUGGAAUGCGGCGCUUGGUCCUCGUUCCUGUGGAAAUGAGAAGUCAGCGCCAAUUCCCAGUCUUCGACUCAUCCUUUACACGAGCAAAAUAUUCCUGCACUUUGUCAUACCAAUGACUAUUAUUACAGCUUGUUAUGUCCAGGCUGGAUUGGCUUCGAAAAAAUCAAGAUACAACAUUUUCAAAGCAUCACAAAUGAAAAGCUGCGCGUUGCAACGUGAAGCGAGUCGUCUGCAAAAUAAGCGCGUGUGCAAAGCCUUUGCAAUCAUGGUCGUUGUGUUUGCCGUCUGCACAGCACCAUUAAAUGCCAUAUGCAUGUGGAUAGCUUAUGGUAGCGGCAAAAAUGAAGUAUUAGAAAAUCAGGCCCUGUAUUGCUUAGUUGCCAAUUUCCCCGUGCUCUUCGCAAGCUUUCUGGAUCCUAUAAUUUACGGAACCUUCUGCUUCCGUCGCCGCGGUACGUAUAGAUCUAAAAUGAAGAAAGCAUGGGACAAACUUUUGAGAAGGAAAUAA